AUGAAGCAAACACGAAGAGUCCUCGCCGAUAGAAUUGACAACGCAACUUGGGAUCAACACCGCGAGACCAUCCACCGCCUCUUCAUCCUUCAGAAGCGCAAACUGGAAGGGCCUGAAGGCGUGAUGCAUGUGAUGUCCAAAGUCCAUGGCUUCAGUGCCACCGAAGCGCAGUAUGAAAAGCGUUUCAAACUUUGGAAUAUUCGGAAGAAGAUUACAGAUCGAGAGUGGAGUGUUGUUCUUUCACAUGUACAUGUGAGGGCACAGCACGGCGAAAAGACUGAUGUCAUAUUUAACGGUGCGCUUCUUGACGAGGAACGCGUUGCGAGGGAAAUCAAUCGACGCCUCUCAAGAUACAACGGGCAUCCGAGUAACUUACAAGACCUUCCCAGGGUACCUCUCGGCUUCAAGUUGCAAUCCCCGCCAAGCGCUGCCGUCCCGUGUGCGGAUAAUGCUAUAUCCGAUUGCAUUCCUGCAAGC
Messenger RNA from Bipolaris zeicola 26-R-13, 477 nucleotides. RefSeq lists its product as uncharacterized. Lineage: Eukaryota; Fungi; Ascomycota; Dothideomycetes; Pleosporales; Pleosporaceae. The annotation marks the transcript as partial. The record is from RefSeq and is a predicted model, not a curated record. The transcript is spliced from 3 exons.